This is a messenger RNA of Cuscuta europaea, 3297 nucleotides long. NCBI's taxonomy places the organism in Eukaryota, Viridiplantae, Streptophyta, Magnoliopsida, Solanales, Convolvulaceae. The record is from the annotation of a GenBank genome assembly.
CUGCUACGUGUCUCGACAGCCCCUCGUUCUCUCUCCUUGUCCUCAUCUAGUCAUCUCUGCAAGCUACAUUUGCUUUUCCUCCCAGAAAGAAACCGCUGUACGAAAACUCAAGACUGCAGAGCACAGAUUUUAUAGAAUAUAAAAAUCUUCUCUCUGCACCUUUUUGUGUCCAGACUGGGUCCUGCUAUCUCUCCAGUGAAUUUUACAAAUUUCUUUGAAUUUUAGAGGCAACAUUGAAUGUUUUUUGUGUGUGCGCAUUUCAGAUCGAUUUAGUUCGGUAAACGGAGCUAUCAAGAUUCCAGCUUUUCACCAUAAAUAUACGUGCGGGUUGUAUUUCACUUCGUAUGCAUACUUAUAUUGACGAAGGUCUCCAAAUUGGGUUUGUUUGGGUGUUUUGUGUGGUUGAUAUCCACUUCCCUUUUGGGUUCUGAGUUUCUCACUUCCCAUCUGUGACCCCACUUGAGAAAUUUCAGCGUCAGGAUGCCAGCUAUUGUGCAGUAAAAAUCACAUAUUUUUGCACAUUUGCCCGAAUAUAGGCAAUAUUAGUUUAAAAAAAGUAGCUUACAUGUGCGGGUGGCCUGAACUCACUCUCUUCCAAUUUUGGGUGUGGGGUCUACUGUGGUAAAACUACCAGCUUUAGGCUGAGUCUGUGCUUGUGGGUUCUGGGAAUCUGUAUGCAACCCCCAGUUCAAUUUGGGUCUAAAUUGAGGGGCUGUUGGUGUCGUGAUUUUCUCCUCUACAUCAAGCUGCGGACAUUAGAUUUGAAGGGUUAUCCCUCCAGAAACCAAAGCAGCUUUUUCUUGAAAGGAAAUGUCUUCUGGGAUGGAGAUAGAUGAAGAAGAGAAUGAAACUAAGGGCGGGAUGUGGGUUUUGGACCAGAAGCUUGAUCAAUCCAUGGACGAGGAGGCUGGAAGACUGAAAAAUAUGUUCAGAGAAAAGAAAUUUUCGACGGUGUUACUAUUAAGGCUUGCAUUUCAGAGCCUAGGGGUAGUAUAUGGAGACCUGGGCACAUCUCCACUUUACGUGUUCUACAAUACAUUUCCCCGAGGCAUUCAAGACACCGAGGAUGUAAUUGGUGCACUUUCAUUGAUUAUAUACUCACUCACUCUUGUUCCGCUUCUCAAGUAUGUUUUCAUAGUAUGCAGGGCAAAUGACAAUGGCCAAGGUGGAACCUUUGCUCUCUAUUCCCUACUGUGCAGACAUGCUAAAAUUAAAACAAUUCCCAACCAACAUAGGACAGAUGAGCAUCUGACAACCUAUAGUCGCUGCAUAUUCCAUGAACAUUCAUUUGCUGCAAAAACAAAGAGAUGGCUGGAGGCAUAUGCAGUCACAAAGGAUGCACUUCUUGUUCUUGUGCUCAUUGGUACUUGUAUGGUGAUUGGGGAUGGAAUUCUUACUCCCGCAAUCUCAGUCCUUUCAGCUUCUGGUGGGAUCAAGGUUAACCAUCCGAAGAUGAGCAGCGAUGCAGUUGUGGUUGUUUCAGUGUUUAUAUUAGUUGGGUUGUUUAGCUUGCAACAUUACGGGACAGACAAAGUUGGUUGGAUGUUUGCUCCUGUUGUACUGCUCUGGUUUCUAAUCAUAGGAGGAAUUGGCAUUUUCAACAUCUGGAAAUAUGACGUCUCUGUUCUCAAGGCCUUUUCCCCUCUAUACGUAUAUCGUUAUUUGAGGACGGGGCGAAAAGACAGUCGAAUAUCACUUGGUGGGGUCAUGCUCAGUAUUACAGGUACAGAGGCACUUUUUGCCGAUCUUGCUCAUUUUCCUGUAUCUGCAGUACAGCUUGCUUUCACGCUUAUUGUAUUCCCCUGCCUUCUUUUGGCAUACAGUGGACAAGCAGCGUAUCUCAUGCAACAUAAACAUCAUGUUGCUGAUGCAUUCUAUCUCUCUAUCCCAGCUAGCAUAUAUUGGCCAGUCUUUGUCAUAGCUACUCUAGCUGCUAUUGUUGCCAGUCAAGCCACCAUAUCAGCUACUUUUUCCAUAAUCAAGCAGGCUCUAGCUUUAGGCUGUUUUCCGAGGGUCAAGGUGGUGCACACAUCAAAGAAGUUCCUUGGACAAAUAUAUAUUCCGGACAUCAAUUGGAUCCUUAUGAUACUCUGCAUUGCUGUUACUGCUGGUUUCAGAAACCAAAGCCAAAUUGGCAAUGCUUAUGGGACAGCAGUAGUGAUAGUCAUGCUGGUGACCACACUGCUGAUGAUUUUGAUAAUGCUUCUGGUCUGGCACUGCCACUGGCUUCCGGUCCUCAUUUUCACCUGCUUCUCUCUUGUGGUGGAGUGCACCUACUUCUCUGCAGUGCUCUUUAAAGUUGACCAAGGCGGUUGGGUUCCGCUUGUGAUUGCUGCUGCCUUUCUCGUCAUCAUGUACGUUUGGCAUUACGGCACGGUGAAGCGCUACGAGUUCGAGAUGCACAGCAAGGUAUCAAUGGCCUGGAUUCUUGGGCUGGGCCCCAGCUUGGGCCUAGUCCGCGUGCCUGGGAUAGGGCUUGUUUACACCGAGCUAGCCAGUGGGGUGCCCCACAUCUUCUCACACUUCAUCACGAACCUACCGGCCAUCCAUUCGGUGGUGGUGUUCGUUUGCGUGAAGUACCUCCCGGUCUACAUGGUCCCGGAAGAUGAGAGAUUCCUCGUGAAGCGGAUAGGGCCCAAGAGCUUCCACAUGUUCCGCUGUGUUGCAAGGUAUGGGUACAAAGACCUUCACAAGAAAGAUGAUGAGUUCGAGAAGAAGCUGUUUGACAACCUUUUUGUGUUUGUCCGGCUCGAGUCGAUGAUGGAGGGCUGCUCAGAUUCGGACGAAUACAGUUUGUGUGGUGGACAGCAAGCAAAGAGGUCCGCGGAUUUCCUGUUGCUAAAAAGCAAUAACAGUAGCAACACGGACAUCACGACCGUGUCAUCUUUGGACACCUUAAUGCACCAUGCUGGGAGCUAUCACACAAUAACCUCGUCGUCUGGCGGGCGGAAGAGCAGUCAGACGGGGGAGAUGGAUGAGAUGGAGUUCUUGACUAACUGUAGAGAUGCUGGGGUGGUCCACAUUCUCGGGAACACGGUCGUUAGGGCCAACAGAGAAUCCAGGUUCUUUAAGAAAAUCGCAAUCAAUUAUAUAUAUGCAUUUCUCAGGAAGAUAUGUAGGGAGAAUAGUGUCAUUUUUAAUGUGCCUCAUGAGAGCCUACUGAAUGUUGGCCAGAUCUUCGUUGUAUAAAAUCUCUGUAACAAGUUUUGAACUUUUGAACAACUUCCAUCAUGAACACCCUGUAAUUUAAAAAAUCGUAGUAAUAUUUUUAUUGAAAAAAUUAGCAUCGUGUGUGCA